Messenger RNA from Ciona intestinalis (vase tunicate), 981 nucleotides. Lineage: Eukaryota; Metazoa; Chordata; Ascidiacea; Phlebobranchia; Cionidae. The record is from RefSeq and is a predicted model, not a curated record.
AUGGCAUACCUUCCUACGCAAUACUACAAUGGCAUUUAUAUAGACCGGGUUAACAGCAUCCAUGCUCAAUGCUCCAAACGCCAACAUAAGAAAAAUGGAAUACUCAAAUCCGAUAGAUUUAAGUACAGUGACAAGGCCGGUGUGGUGUUAUGUGAAACGCCAAAAGUAGCCAGUACUACAUGGCAGUUAGCUCUUUUAAAAUUGGACGGAUUUAAACAAGAAAAAAUCGAAUUGCUGAUGAAAAAGUGGGCUUAUCAACCUAUACCCAACCAGUUACUGUCACAAGUCGGAACCGAAAACGAUGCUGAAGAUAUUUUUCGAAAGUAUUUUUCUGUGAUGAUUACCAGGCACCCAUUCGAAAGGCUGGUGUCAGCCUAUAGGAACAAACUUUCAAGUGCUGCCGAUUACCCGUAUUAUCGGGAUACUGUUGGAAAACAGAUAGCAAGGUCUCAAGCUGCAGAAUAUUUACACGGUGUGAGUUUAGGUUUAGUAACUUGGAUACCCCAAUACUUUAUGAAAAAGACAUGGCAGUUUCAAAGAUUAAGCAACGACCAACAACGUGAGGUUAUUGAAUACACAAAAGUGUUAAACAACGGCAACGUUUCGUUUGAACAGUUUAUCAAGUUUAUCAAUAACUACGCUAAAAGGAUGAAUGUAAAAGACAUGGACAUACAUUGGAGACCACAGACCGAUAUGUGUCUGCCGUGUAACGUCAACUACACUUAUGUGAUUCGGUUUGAAAACUUGGUAGCGGAGUCAAACCAAGUUUUGAGUUGGAUUCAAAAUGACCGACCAAUUGACAGUCCACGGGUAAAUAUAACAGGCGGUCAACCCCCACCGGUUAAAAACUCGAGGACCAUACGUUAUUUUGAGCAAUUAGACGAAACAGAAGUGGAAACACUUCGAAAAAUAUACGCUGAUGAUUUUGCAAUACUGGGAUACGAUCCUUACAAAUAUAAAGGUACAACAAAACAACAGUAA